AAUAAGUAUAACAUUCCGUCUGGUAGAUAAAGUAUUACGCUUUGUUCAGGCUUGAUCUACAUGACAUUCAGGUCGAUACAGUCCAAUUUUUUUCACAAUCUAUCGUGCGGCAAGUUUUAGUUGGAAGUAAGGGUCCUGACAGGUCACAAUAAAAUCAACGAACGACAGACAUUCUUUUAUUGAUGACAGGACUGUGAGAAUCUGGUUCUGUGGAUGUACGUUUGUUUUGACUUCUAUUUGUGCUUGGUGACAUAUAAUCUCCACGGCUGAUAAAAUUUAACUGCUGGGAAAAUAAGAUAGUUGUUCAGCUAACAGAUAAUAAUAAUGUUUUGAAUAGGAAGAUGUAAAAAAAGAAAUAGGAUAGCAGUAAAUAGGUGUAAGAACUUUAGGAUGUAUAUAUAAAAGAAACUAGUCACUUGUAAGCCCAAGCUGAGCGGAAAUCAAAAUGGUUGCCAAACCAAAAGACCAAGAGAAUGAGCAAGAAGGGGUGGAGGAUAUGAUCCAUUUAAGUGAUCUGAAUGAACGAUCUAUUUUGGAAAAUCUAAAACAUCGCUAUGCCAAAGAACUUAUUUAUACAUAUACUGGUAGUAUAUUGGUGGCUGUUAAUCCAUAUCGGAUGUAUAAUAUAUAUGGAUUGGAUAUGGUUAAACGAUAUGAAGGUAGAACCCUUGGAUCAUUAUCCCCGCAUCUUUUCGCAAUUGCCAGUACAGCUUAUUCCCAGAUGAUGAAAACUUCGGAGAACCAAGUUAUAGUUAUCAGCGGAGAAAGUGGUGCUGGUAAAACAGAAAGUACAAAACUUGUGAUGCAAUAUUUAGCAGCUGUAAAUAAAUCAGGCAAUAAUUUAAUAACAGAACAAAUUGUAGAAGCCAAUCCUUUACUGGAAUCAUUCGGAAAUGCAAAGACUAUCAGGAACGAUAAUUCCAGUAGAUUUGGAAAAUAUAUUGAAGUUUUCUUUAAACGUGGAUCAAUGGUUGGAGCUCGAACUCAAGAAUAUUUACUUGAAAAAUCAAGAAUCGUCAGUCAGGCAACAGAUGAAAGAAAUUACCAUGUAUUCUAUGAAAUGUUGUCGGCCAUGUCAGAUGAAGAAAAGAGUAAAUAUGGUUUACAAUCGGCACCGAAAUAUUUUUAUCUCAAUCAGGGAGGUGAUGCAAGUAUUCCUGGAAGAGAUGAUGCAGAAAACUUCCGUAAAAUGAAAGCAGCCAUGGAUGUAUUAAAUUUUGACAAAUCUGAGAGAGAAACCGUUUACAAAAUUCUUUCCUGUGUUCUCCAUAUUGGAAAUAUUUAUUUUAAAAGUGAUCAGAGUGAAAAUCAUGACAAUACUGUAGAAUUAGGAAGUGAAGCGGAAAUAAAAUGGAUAUCAUAUUUAUUACAAUUAUCGGAAGACUGGUUAAAACAAGCACUUAUUAGUAAAGUUACUGAGGCUCGAGGAGAUAAAGUUUAUACACCAUAUAAUUUAGAUCAAGCUUUAGAUGCCAGGGAUGCCAUUUCUAAAGCUUUAUAUACCCGUUUAUUUACUUGGUUAGUGGAGAAAAUUAAUGCAGUAAUCUGUCGUGCUGAACGAGACAAAUCAACCUCUUUAGCUGUACUAGAUAUCUUUGGUUUUGAGGACUUUACAACCAACAGUUUUGAACAGUUAUGUAUCAACUAUGCCAAUGAAACUCUACAGUAUUUCUUCAAUCAACAUAUAUUUCGACUAGAACAGAAGGAAUAUAUUAAAGAAAAGAUACGAUGGAAUCACAUAGAAUUUAAAGAUAAUCAGCCCACUAUAGAUUUAAUCGCCACUAAACCUGCUGGUAUUCUACAUAUACUGGAUGAUGAAUCAAACUUUCCUCAGGCCACUGACCAGUCUUUCCUAGAGAAAUGUCAUUUCCACCAUGGAAAUAAUUCCUUAUAUAGUAAACCAAGAAUGUCUGGUCCAGAAUUCUCCAUCACACAUUAUGCUGGAGAUAUUAAAUAUGAUGUUACUCAUUUCUUAGAGAAAAAUAAAGAUACGUUACGUAGUCAUGUGGUGGAACUGAUGUGUGAAAGCAAAAACCAGAUAAUAUCUCAGAUGUUUAAAGAUAUGCGAGACCGUCUGAUAACUAAAACAUUAAGCAAAACAACUGGUAGAUAUAUCACAUUAAAACCAAAAACAGCAACCGUGGCAGCAAGUUUCGGACAAUCACUGCUGUCUCUUAUAGACACCAUGACAAGGUGCAAUCCAUAUUUUGUGCGAUGUAUUAAACCUAAUACAACCAAGACACCGAUGAAGUUUGAUGAUAAUGUUAUAUUAACACAACUACAGUAUACUGGUAUGAUGGAAACUGUAAGAAUUAGAAAGAUGGGGUUCCCUAUUAGAGUCAAGUUUCCUCAUUUUAUAGAAAGGUAUCGUUGUUUACUAAAAGGGGCUAAAUUACCUGCCCGUGAAUUACCAAGUGAAGUUUGUGCCAAGAUUUUAUUAACUCAAGGUCCUCUUCAUGCUGAACAAUAUCAAAUUGGUGCUACAAAGGUUUUUAUGAAAGAAGAAUUCGAACAUCAUAUUGAUAUUGAAGCAGCUAAGAUUAUGAAAGAUGCUGUGAUAAGAAUACAGAAAUGUACAAGAACUUUCUUAGCUAGGAAUCGCUUCAAGAAAUCAAGAGGCGCUGCCACUAAGCUUCAGUCUGCUUUUCGUACAUGGAAAGCCAGACGAGACUUCAAAGUUUUUCGAAAUGGGAUUAUUAGAGCUCAGGCCCAGUUUCGUAUGCGAAGACAGAGACGCAAAUAUCUACAGACUCGUGAAGAAAUUAGAAGAAAAUUGGAUCAAGAGAGGUUGUUAAGGAAGAAACAACAACAAGAAAAAAUGCAGCGUGAGCAGCAGGAGAAAGCUGCUAAAGCUGCUGCAGCCAAUGUUACUAAUCUAGAUAUACCAGGAGAACUGGCUUUUGUAUUUAGUAAACUAGAGGAUUGGCAACUUGUACAUAAUUCUAAACAUGUUAUUACUGCUGUUGGAGAUGUCCGACCGAUGGAUAUGGGGUAUAAAUUACCUGUUGAUAUUAACUCACACGUCUUCAAUAAAUUCACUGGAGUUUAUUUCAAGGAUCCAUCAUGGGGUGUUAGAAAUGAACCAAUUAAGGCACCUCUCUCAAAUACACCAGGAGAAGAUGUAUUCCACAAAUCUAUUUCCGUCUUCAAGUUGAUACUAAGAUUUAUGGAUGAUGAGAAAAUGUCCGAGAAGAGACAAAAAAUGGUGUCUGAUUAUAUUGUCCAAAUGGGCUUGCAAAAUGAAGGAUUACGUGAUGAACUUUAUUGUCAGCUUAUUAAUCAAACCUGGAAAAAUCAGAAAUUAUCAGCCGUAGAGAAAGGCUGGUUGUUAAUGGCUAUGUGUCUCAGUUGUUUUCCGUCUAGUUCAACUUUAUUUAAAUAUCUUCUCAAGUAUGUGUCUGAUGUGGGUAUAAAUGGCUACAAGGUCAUCUGUCAACAUAAAGCUCUACAAUGUGCCAAUAUUCUUCCACAAUUAAGUCGAGUGUAUCCACCAUGUUAUUUAGAGUGGAUGGCAGCACAGCGUAAAGCUAAUAUGGCGCUAGAAGUAAAAUUUCCUGAUGAUGUGAAUAUGUAUGGUCAUAUUGAGUCGUGGACAUCAGGAGAAUUAUUUACAUCACAUCUACUUAAAAUGAGAGGGUUACCAGAAAACUGUCAUGGCUGGACAGUUGUUUUACAGAAUGAUACAGAUUUCUAUGAAUUAAUGGGGUAUGACUAUGUUCUGGAUUUAAUAAGUGAAAUGGAGAUAGCACCAGGCUUUCCUGUAUGUAAGGCCUAUUUCUUGGUAUCUACCGAUAGAAGUAAAGAAAGAAUACAACAUCGUAGACAUCUUAAUUCCGAUCUUCCUCACAACCCAGAUAGAGAAAGAUUAAUGAUUAUAGUGGGUAGAUUGCCAGAGUUGCUGAAACGUGACACAUCAAAAAUGAAUUCCGGUAAUAUCUCGGAUAUUAAACAACAACGAAUCUUACGGCAGAAAAUGGCAAAUUCCCCUCCAUUAGAGGAUGAACUGGGUUUCUCUAUGACUAGUGUGUUAAAUCAAAGACCAACAGAUAUUUUCUCUAAGGGACUUUCGGAGAGCAAAAUGAAUACCCGGUAUACAAAGAGAAGUGGAGCUGUAACAAACGGAAAUUCAAACGGUUUCACAAACGGAGAUAUCACAACAAUCAUUGAAGAUGAUCUGGAAAAUGAAUUAUCUGGAAAUAGAUUAAAUGUUCGUUAUUUUUCAUCAAAUGGUGAAAUUGGACAUCCAGAAAUGACAGCAGAUCUUGAUCCUCAUAGUAAACUCAAUAGCCGCUAUGUGAAAUCAGGUAUUCAAGGAAAGAGGAAAAUAGUGGGAGGUAAUCGCGGUAAACAUAUAACAGACGGAAAUGCUUCAGAAGCAUCUUUUGUGACCAAUAAUACAGACUUCUCUCAUUGGGUAGAAGACGUUUUUAACAAUGCUCUUCAAAAUGAAGAGGAUGAUAUAGGUGAUGGUAGAAUGUUGGAGAAUAGAAUACGUGGAGGUGGAAAAGGUAUACCAGGAUUACAAACACAGCAGACAAGUAUGCCUCUAGCUACUGGUGGUUUUAUACCUCAGAUGCCAACUGGUGGUCUGAUCCCACAAAUACCAACUUCAACUUUACCCCCUCCUACAGAUGCUUUACAACAAUUGGUGGCUCAACAACAGAUGCAACAGCAACAACAAGCAGUACAAGCUUACAUGACACAAAUGGCUGAAGCACAGAGACAGCAACAACAACAACAAGCAAUGAUGCAGGCAGCACUACAGCAACAAAAUGCCAGUGCUAACAUCCAAGCUCAAACACAAACAACUACAUCUGCUUUACGAACAGCCUUACAACAACAAGAACUACAGAAUCAGUUACUGAAACAAUCUAUCGAACAGGAAGUUCUUAAACAACAGCUUCAACAGAUACAGACAGGACCGAGACCAACUGGUUAUCCUGCAGUAAAUGGAGGCAUUAUUAGUCCAGCGUCUAGUUUUAACAGUGGUCUUAGUGUUCAGACUAAUCAAUUACCAGGAUAUAUUCCAUCCAAUUUUGGUGCGGCUUCCAAUAUUUCUCAAACAACAAGUAACUUUCAACAACAGCCACCACCGCCUACAGCACCAAAGAAAGUCUCGUUUAUAAAAAAUAAUUUUGAACCUUCUUCCUCUUCACAGGGUCUAAUGAAUCAGCCAAGUUAUGUUUUUAAAUCCCAACAAUCUAAUUUAUCUAAUGGUGUGUCGAAUCAAGUGACUAGUAAAGCUGCUAAUUUUGGUGCUGCUUCUACGUCAGCAAUGACAUACGAACAACAACCUGUAACCAAGGUAACAGUCCGUGAAGAAAGAAGCCAAACACAAACAAACAUCCCUCAUGAUCCACCUCCCCCACCACCAACUUCUUCAGCUUUUAUUGUUCAAAAACUUCACAGUCAGCCAGCUAUUCCCCCACCUCCUCCACCACCCCCUCCAGCACCUACGAAUAAUUUUGAACCAGAGAUUGACAGAGAAACUGGUACUUUUACAUUUAAAGACACUGAAGGUAGAGCGAGAACUAUUCGUAUCGGGCGAGUUGUCUGGCCACCACCUGUAGCACAUGACGGACAUAAACUACGAGAUGUGGGUAAACUGGACAUAGAUGAACAAGUAGCUAGAGAUCUGGAGAAAAUGUCUGGUAAAGCAAAAUGGAAACCACCUGCUAAACCAGCUGAUGAACCUAAAUCCAUCUUAAAGAAGCAGGAGAAACCAUUAAAACGAGGUAAAUCUCUAGUGGAAACUACCCACAUGGAGACGUUAAGAUUAUUAGAAGUAAAACUAGGAGGAGUACCUGCUAAAAAGACAACCACCACCACCACUACUGAAACAGCUAAAAAGGCCAUAACAGCUGCUGUUGCAACUAAAGCUAUCGAGGGCAUCCCCCUUCCUCCUCCACCACCACCAGCACCAGCAGCACUUCCACCACCAUUACCUGACCGACCUCCACCAACGAAACCAAGUACUAUACAAACACAGACGGAGAGAAUUGAGAAAGUAUCAGAAAAUAUACAAGCACAGGAACCAAUUUAUGAGACACACAUCACACAGGAAGAGGAAGUACAAACUAAGAUUAUUGACUAUGCCACUCUUGAAAGAGUUAUGACCGAACUUUACCCACAACAAAAGAAUUUCUUCCUUACUUACAGUCCGGUUCCAUGGAAACUUCAUGUCAGAAAAGAGGUAUUUUUACCACAAGAGAAAUUAGAUAAUCAACUAGCUCUACAUCUAAUCUACUGUCAAGUUGUACAAGAUGUUUAUAAUAAUGCUUGUAUUAGAAUCACUAAAGAGGAUAAAAUCAAAAUGAAAUCUACUCUAGAUACAUAUGGAGUUAGUAAUCAUAAUGUUUUAACUAAAGAGGUCAGUCAGAAAGCCAAGAAAAUUAUAGUUGAUACCGCCAAAGAAUGGCCUACAUAUUUCUGUCGUCUCUUUCCCGUGGCAUCAACAGGUCACUAUUCUAGUGUCAAAUAUUUGGGCGUGAGUCAUACAGGUUUACGUCUGGUAACAAGAGAAAGAACAUUAAUAGAUGACCAUCUCUCUGUUUUAGAAGAAAUCAGGUUUGAAGAUGUAGUAGAUUGUGUGAUGCCAAGUGAUUCAACGAUACAACUUGACUUAAAAACAAAAUCAGUUUUAUUUUACACACCCAGGGCAAAGCAGCUGAAAAACAUGAUUGAUAAAUUCUGUACAGAGAGUGAAAAGGGGAAUAAGUAUGUUGUAGCUUUAAGAGAUUAUAUAACCAGAGAAUCAACAUUACUCAGUUUUAAAUGUGGGGAUAUUAUAAAACUCAUGGAUCCUGAGAUGCACUUGGAUCAAGGUUGGCUUUAUGGCUCAUUGAAUGGUAUUGUUGGUAUUUUCCCAUCAGAGUAUGUUAAAGUAUUACUUCGUCAUGAAGUUGAACAUAGUUCAACAACCAGGGCAGUUUUAGUACAAAGACAAACAAGUAGAGAAUCAAGAGAUGAUAUUAGUGAUGCGAGUCAAGGUUCAUUCAUGCCAGAAGGAAAAUAUUCAAUGAUUGAGUUUGCUAUCAUGAAUUUUAGAGAAACAAUAGACAAGUACGAAAUGCUGAGAAAGAAUGAUGGUUCUAUCAGGGGAACAAUCAAAAUGAUUGAAAGUCUCAAGCUUCGUAAACUACAACAACUAACUAAACAUGGACGAAACAAUUCUAAAGCUGGUGAUUGGUCAUGGAAAGAACAGGCAGAACUUAUUAAAUGGACAAGGUCCCCUAUCCAGGCCUCUCUGUUGAAACUUACAUCUGCUGAACUCAACAAAAUGGCUUUAGAAUGUUUUAUAUGUAUAAUGAGGUUUAUGGGAGAUUAUCCAAUGAAUAACAUUUCUGAUGUUGACUGUGUUAUCGACAUUCUUAGAUGUUGUCAUAAAUAUCCUGAAUUACGAGAUGAAAUAUUCUGUCAAUUAUGUAAACAGACGACAAAUAAUAGAAGUAUGAAACCAAAAAGUGCUAUUAGAGGUUGGAGAUUGUUUGGUAUUGUUGCUGCUUUCUGUGAUUGUUCAGAUACACUGAGACCAUAUUUAUUUAAAUACCUAGAAACUAACUCAUCAGACAUCAGUCGACCAUAUAGUUCUGCUGCCACGUUGUGUCUUCAGAAUCUACGAAAGACCUUCCGUUAUGGUGGAAGGAAGAACGUACCAUUAAGAGAAGAAAUCCAAGCUCUCGGUGAUGGUCGAAACUGUAAACGAUUCCCGUUUGUAUAUUCUGGAUCUAAUUCACAUGGUGGAAUGUUACAAGUUAAGUCAUGCACAGUUGUACUAGAUGCUAUUGAAGAUAUCUGUAGAAAUCUGAGUAUUGUUGAUCAAGUAGAAUUUGAAGAAUAUACGUUAUUCUUAAGAUCAAGAGAUGGUGGAAUAAAGAAAUUAGGUCGAGAAGAAUAUAUAUUAGAUAUCACCUCGGAAUGUCUUCGCAAAAAAAUUGAAUAUGACCUCAUUUUCCAGAGAACUGUAUGGUUCUUCCCUGUCCAUCAUAAUGAUAAUGAAAUCUAUAUUAAUCUUCUAUUUCAACAGUGUGUAUUAGAUUAUCUGGAUGGAUUAUUGAUAGAGAUGCCAAAUGGUGUUCCUUCUAGAGAAACUUUGGAAGAUAUAGUAACAAUUGGAGCUCUAUUAUAUAAAAGUAAAGAAAAUGCUGCUGUUCCAAGUCUAAGAGAAUUGGACACAUUAAUACCUGCAAAUGUUCUUAAUGUACCUGGAAUGAGACCACAACAAUGGUUAAAUAGAAUACAUAGUAGAAUAGCGGAGUUGCCUUCAAGACCACCAAUGGCUUACAGGGCACAGUUUAUUGAUAUUUUAUCUACAUGGAAAUUAUUUGGAUCAACAUUUUUCCAUAUUAAGAGUAUACCUAAUGUAACAGGACAAUGUAUACUGGCUGUAAAUAGAAAUGGUAUUCAUUUCCUCAGACAUGACACAAGGGAGGUUAUUGUUUAUCAUCCAUUCGUGGAGACGUUAUCUACUCGACGUUAUCGCAGUGAUUAUAAUGUGAAUUAUUUAGAUAUGAAAGUGGGUAAUUUGAUGGUACAGAAGAUAAUGAGAGUGGAAACUGAUCAGGGAUCUGAUAUCUCCAAUAUGAUUGGUCAGUACAUGCAGGUCAUCAAUCGACACCGUAAACGGCCCGAUCGACCAAGCCCAUCUCCGUAUUAAAUAAUGGGACCGGAACAAAUCUGCAUGAUAACAUAAAAUACCAAAAAUAAUACCCUCACUAUAAGAUUCUUUCAAAAUGUAUAUAGAUAUAAAUAUGUAUAUUUAAUACUUAUAUAAAAAAACAAUUUCUUAUUCUUGAACAAAUUGUAUAUAGCUUAUGCUAUUAAUAUGUCUUUCAUUCUUAUGGAAAAUUUUGCCUAGAAGAAAAUGCUUAGAAGAUAUUAAUUAUUUGAAAUUGUUAAUUUUGAAAAUAAGAGUAAAGUUUAUUUUGAAAAAAAAAGAGUUAAAAAAAAAAAGUUAAAAAAAAAAAGAUUUAUUUUUCUUUUGAAACUGUUCAUUUUGAAGAAAAAAAAUAGUAAAAAAGAUUAAUCAUUUAAUUGAUCUUUUGAAGAAAAAAAAAGGAAAAUAAGAUUUAUCAUUUAAGUAAUAGCUCUUGAAAAUAAAAAUAAGAUUUUUUUUUUUUCAACACAUCAAAGCAUAAUAAUAUAUAUUUAUGUAUUUAUAUAUUCACAAAUAACAGAAUUUAUAAACACUUCAAUUUCUUAUUCUGGUUAGAUUAGCACAUUCCACAUUGACAUAAACUCACUAAUUGUAAAUAUAAUUGUAAUUUUAUUAUACAUGAAUAUCGGCAAUAAAUACUGCUACUUAGUAAUAAUUAUAAAUAUUAAAUAAUGAUUAUUAAGAAUAAAAUGUUGUUUAUAUUAAAAAAAAAUUUAUUGACAAAAUGUAUUUAUUAUAUUAUAACUAAAAGUGCUUUUUUCAUGUAAAUGUAUGUUUUUGGGGUUACUUGUUUUCUCUGUGGAAUAUUUAAGUAUUGUAUUGUUAGAAUUUACAUAUAUUGACCCAAUUUCUCAAUUCAUUCAAUCUUAUCUAGUGUUUUAAAAACUACAAAUAUUUAUACCUUUAUAUUCACCCUUUAGCACUUAGACCGCACAAAUCAACCCUUAAUUGUGGCGCCUUCAAUGGUCAUAUAAUAGGGAAAGCUAUCUCGGGUCGCUUGGUUGAGGCAGUCUAAGGAACAGCUGUUUCAGUCUGUUCAGGGAUGUACCAGUAUUAACAUAUCCUUUAUCUCUAAUUUUCUUCAAGGAACUGAGGUCCAUCAAUAUUUACAUGUAUCAAGUGCUAAAGGGUUAAUUAUAUUAAUUUGAUUAUGAUGAAAGGUUCAUAUAUUAUAUUAUAGUGUUUUAUAAAUCAGGAAUAAUUAUUAAUCAUUUAAAUUUGCUGCAUUUAGGUAUUGGUGAAGGUAGUAAUUAACACUUAUACCAUUUAAUAUUUUAAUUAGGCCAAGAUAAAAACACCUGUGUUUAUGGUUACCAAACUGACCCUAUUUUUUUUUUUAGCCAAAAUCGGGGUCCCCUUAACUUUUUUUCCUAUUUCCCAGGUGUGAAUUUCUCUAGACAAAUUCCAACACUGAAAUUUCAGUAUUAUUUUCAAGAACCGUACUCAGUAUUUAAGCUAGAAAUGCUAGGAAAUAUAUAAUACAAACCCCACAGAAAAAAAAAGAUUUUCCAACUGAACGAUCCUAUUUUUAUUUUGGCCAAGUCACAUAAACACAGGUAUUUUUUUUUUCUCGGCCUUACAUGAAUCAUUUAAACAGGAAUCUUUUUAUAUAUAUGUGCAUUGUGUUGUACCAAUAUUUCUGUAUAAGUGUCCAUUUAAGUAAACCACUAACCUAUAUUUACAAGAUCUUAAUUAUAUUAUGCACCAAACAAAGAUUAAUACCAACUUCUAUAGGCCACACCAGUUUGAUUUUCUGUUUUUCAGGAACACAAAAUAAACAUUUUGCCUCCAAUUUCUUCAGAAAAAAAACUAAUUUGGAAACAAAAGUACUUAAGUAUUAAGUACUGUACUUAAGUAUUUGUUUUGGAAUUUUAAGGAAAAAUUGCACACAAGAAUUGAGGAUUUAUUUAUUCAUCAAGACCCCGAACAAAAAAAUUUAAUUGGUUUGGCCUAUUGGUAAAUGAAAGUAAACUGGGAAUAUUGAAAAUGUUUACCAAGAUUAAAAUGAAGAAAACAUGUUUAAAACAUGGAAUAUGUCAACGUUUUGCUCAAAAUAUUUUGAUAGUUUAGCAUAAUAGUACUAAUUGAUAUAAAAGUAUUUGGGGGAAAGUUUCCUUGAAGAAAAAUAUUGUAUUACGUGUUCAACUAGUUGUGAUUGAAUAGGUUUGUUUGGAAUUUUUGUGUAGUUGUGAAACACAGUUGUGAUGAAAUACUAAACAAGUUGAGUUAUGACAUUUAUAUUCUAUUUUGGGGGAGGGGGGGGAAUAUCAGAAUAUUCGUUUUUUAUUUGAUGAGUGGGACAAAUCACUUACAAAACAUUCCUUUUUUAUUCCGAUAUGUGGGACAAACACUUAUAAAACAUUCCUUUUUUAUUCCAAUGUGUGGGACAAACCACUUACAAAACAAAUGAUUAUUUUAGGUUUUUUGAUCUAUAUAUAAUAAAAGUUAUAUAUCAUAUUCUAUGUGCAAUCAUAUAUCAUAUCAUAUACACAUUUCAAGUUUUAUAUUGUCUAGUACUAUAUAGUUUAUAAGCAAUUUAACAAAUAUUUAUAUUAAUCUCAUAUUUUUAUACUGACAUCACAAUUAAAGUUUAUAAAAUAUA
This is a messenger RNA of Patella vulgata (common limpet), 11258 nucleotides long. Its product is annotated as unconventional myosin-XV. The coding region runs from base 446 to 8656 and encodes 2736 amino acids. Gene Ontology annotation, cellular component: cytoskeleton; myosin complex. Gene Ontology annotation, molecular function: protein binding; cytoskeletal motor activity; ATP binding. Lineage: Eukaryota; Metazoa; Mollusca; Gastropoda; Patellidae. The record is from RefSeq and is a predicted model, not a curated record. The transcript is spliced from 61 exons.